This is a messenger RNA of Leptosia nina, 303 nucleotides long. The record is from the annotation of a GenBank genome assembly. NCBI's taxonomy places the organism in Eukaryota, Metazoa, Arthropoda, Insecta, Lepidoptera, Pieridae.
AUGGCCUCUUUCUCUCAUCAAGAGACGCAGUCGAGUCCAGCGAAAGAGCUACCGAGAACACCGAAAUGCAGUGGUGGCUCGCCACACAGAGAGCGAAGGCGUCGGGAGGAGGAGCCUCAAACUACAGGGUUCAGUGGAGCCCUACAUCGAACGCCACCGCCUCCUCCCCCGGCAUUGUUACGACGACUAGGAGUUAAGGAGCCUACUGGCGUUGGCAAGUUUCGAGUGCGACAAGAGUUCGCUGAAAACAAACUUGGAAAUUCGUACGUGUCGGGACGGAGUCUACCGUCGUUCGCUCGAUGA